This is a messenger RNA of Paramecium pentaurelia, 707 nucleotides long. Lineage: Eukaryota; Ciliophora; Oligohymenophorea; Peniculida; Parameciidae. The record is from the annotation of a GenBank genome assembly.
AUGAUGACUUUUAAGAAAGAAAGAUUAAUUAUUAAUAUCAUCUAAAAUGAAGGCAACUAAACUUAUAUAUCGUCAUAAAAGAAUAAGGUUGAUUUUUUUGAAGACUUAUAUAUAAAUUUCAUAAAAUUGAAAUAUGUUAAAGAAAUGGUUAACAACUAAGCAUCAAAAAAUAAGCAAUAAUAAAUGACCUUGUUAAGUUAAAAAGAUUGGUUUCUUGCUUGUAUGAGAGAUUCAAAUAACUUUGAUUUGCAUUCAGUCUGAGGCUUGAAAUCUAGGAAAAAUAGAAUCAAUUAAAACAAAAUUAAGUUUAAUAAAAGAAUUCAAAGCUAUUGUUGAAAAUUUUAUUGACUAAAUAUUAACAAAUAUUGAUUAAAAGGAAGAAAUAGAGUCAAAACCUAAAAUUGAUAAGUUUAAAUUACAAGUAGAAAUAUUAUAAUCAAAUAAUAAAGUAUACUUUAAUAGUGAGAUUCCUAUAAAAUUUGAUAAAUUAGAUGAUUAUACUCAAUUCUAUGAUACUAUUUUAUAAAGAAAUUAACAAUUUAUAAGUAAUCAAUCAUAUUCUUUAGUCAUUGAUACUCAAUAAAAAUCAUAAAAUUAAUAAGUUGAAGGAAAUAAACUCAUUUCGUAGAUAAACAGAGAAGAAUUAGAUAAAUCAGUAAUUAUUAUUAUAUGAAUUAUAGAAGACAUAAUUAAUGAAAAUCAAAUGA